GCAGCGCGCUAACUGACCUGUUUAUAAUGUAAUCCGAGCAGUGACUCCGUGUCGGCUGUUCUAACCUGCUGCUGUUAGCUGCUUGGGCUGAAAGAUGAACUGUAGUGAGCUGUAUUAUCCGGUUAGUGGGGUUAAAACCUUUAUUUGUUUACAGAAACAGUAAAAACGGACUGGCUGAGCCCUGUAGCCCGUGGCUGGGCUGUACUGAAGUAGUGACUGAGUGAAGAGAGCGGGGCUUGUGCUGCUGCAGCUCCGACUAGUGGUUGGAUGAAGAACUGCAGCUUCAUGUUCAGAGUUCCGCACCUGUGACACCACUGGACACCACAGCUUUUACAGUCAGCCAGCACUGAAGUGAGUCAGUCCUCCAGAAGCCUACUUCAGUGAGUGGUAUCAGAACAUGGAUCACCAGAGAGACUGUUCUUUAUUUGGCCUGAGUUGAUCUAUAGGCCUCGCAACCGGAUAUAGUCUCUGUUGUCUGAAAACUGCUGGUCUUCUGUGAUGCUACCAUAGAAGCUCUACACAUGUUCAACAUGGCUUCUGCAGUUCAGCAGACCGAGAGCGCAUGGGAGAGUGCAAGCAGGCAUGACGAAGACAGUUUGCAGCUGGCAGAUCCAUCAGCUUUCCCAGCGGUAAUUGUGGAGCAAAUGCCACACACCCACCUCCUCAACUACUCAGGGCUGACUUGUGAGCAGCCAUUGACAGGUGGUCACCUAGAAACAGGGCUGGAGCACGAGACUGUGGAGGACAUAGCGCAUCUGACAGUGGAAGCAUAUCACAACGGUAACGAGGACACUGUGGAGACGGCAGAAGCUGCUGAAGCCUUGCUGAAUAUAGACUCAUCAGGUUCACUGUCCCUGCAUGAGAAGCAUUUCUCUCAGAUAUUUUUAACAUCACCUCUUGGAGAUGGUGCCCAGCUUCUGUCGGAUAGUUUUGGACAACAGCCGUGGCUGUUUCAGACCGAAGACAAGCCAAAGGCUAAGAAAGUUAGAAAACCAAAAAGACCAAGGCCGCAUUCCCCAAUGCCUGACAUAACGGUUAAGAAAAGCAAGGACGGCAAAGGAAAUACACUGUAUUUGUGGGAGUUCCUGAUUGCUUUGCUACAGGACAGGAACGCCUGUCCCAGAUACAUCAAAUGGACUAAUCGGGAAAAGGGCAUAUUCAAACUUGUGGACUCGAAAGCUGUGUCUCAGUUGUGGGGCAAACACAAAAACAAACCUGAUAUGAACUAUGAAACGAUGGGAAGAGCACUUAGAUACUACUAUCAGCGUGGUAUCCUGAAUAAAGUUGAGGGACAGAGACUGGUGUAUCAGUUUGCAGAGAUGCCAAAGAACAUCGUCUACAUUGGUGAUGAUGAAGAUUGCAGUGGUGGUAAUGAUCAUAGCUUUCAAAAUGAAGAUGACAAUGAUCCCUCUGACAACGGCACUCCUUCCUUCGAUACAGAACUGUUCUCUUCUAGCAGAGCUCCCAGUCAGACAACAAAAAGCCGCAGGGUGGUCAACGGUAGCCAGCGUAGAACGGUUAACCACCCUGCUGAGACGACAAGCACCACUAGGGCCAACCGUCCGUUGGGUCUUAUCCAGCAGCAACACCUUCCCAUAGUUUCUGCGGAGAUGCUGAGGACUCUGCAGAACGUACAGUCCAUCCAAACAGGCCAACAUGGUUCAGUCUUCCGCACUGCUCAGCUGUUGGAGAGCCUCAGAGAGAAGCAAGCAACUCUGGAAGUGCAACAGGAAGAGCUGGGCAUUCAUACCGGAGAGGGGCAGGUUGACAGAGAGGGUAGUCAGAUUGUUACGUUGCAGCUGGUUCCAGUACCACCCCCUGAACAAGGAAUGGAUGGGUCUGUGUUAACCUCUCCUCAGUUCAUUAUGCAAGCUAUGCCAGAUUCUGAGGAGGUAACCCUCGUUGUGCAGAAUGUUUCCUUGGACGAGUCUGCUUUGGAUCCUAGCCAAGAAGAGCCCACCCAUACUGAGGUGGUAACGACCUCUCCUUUAAGGUCAAGUAGUACCAACGCCCCAGUUGUGACGUUUGUUGGAGGAGGACAACAACUGGUGACUCAGCCUCCUGGUACUGUUAUCCAUUCUGUCGUCACAGCAACGGAAGCAAAACACAUCUCGGGUCAAGCAGGCCUAGAGGCAGAACCCAAAGAACUGCUCGAAAGCACUGAGCUAAGCAGAGAUGACCUCUCCCAAGAUACACACCAGCACAUUGCAGAUAUGGGCAUGAAGAGUCCCUCUGAAAUGAAGAUGGAACCACUGAGUGUCGUUAUCAUUAAUGACUCUUGGGUGGGUUACACCUCCAACAGUGAGACUUCGGAGAAGGAGUAGGAGUAGGAGUCGACGCUUGUUUGUUUGAGUUGAGUGUCCAACACCAUUAAGCCUUAUUCGUUCCUUACACAUUCCUCUGAGACUUGCACAUGCACUGGAAAUCUGGAAAUUGCAGUCACUCCUUUUUCCUUUCUCUUUUUUUGACGUUUGUUUGCACCAUAUUUGCCUUGCUUUGCUAUGAAAUAUUGUGCAUAGACUUGUGAUACAUAUGCAACUUAAUAUGAAUCUUGAAUCUAUGAAUCUUUUUUCUUCAAAUAAGUGCCCUAAGUAAUGUACUGCAAUGUAAAAAAUAUUAUGUCUCAGGGUUGUACUCUACUCUGAUCUUUCACACAACAGAUGACGUGUCAGUGAUAUUGCCAUGAAAAGGCCAAUCCUUUUUUUGUUAUUUUUUUAUAUAAAUAUAUAUAUAAUGAGCUCCACUAUCAUGAAUGAAAAUUACCAUUUUUAGCACAAAAAGCUAACUCUUUAACUACUGUAAAAAAGAGGGGAGAGAAUGCACCUCAGAUGUGGUGGAUAGGUGUGCAUGGAUAUGCGUUAUGCACAACAAAUGUCACGGUUUCUUGCUUGAUAAUCAUCCAUUACGUUGUGAUUGAAAUAAAAGUACUACUCCUUUCUGACCUGGACCAAAUAAUACAGAAUUUUGCUAUGCACAGUAACAAGGGGUAUUUUUAUUAUUAUUUUCGAGUUGUAGUUUGGUUUUCGGCGGUUAUACUGCUCUUAUCAUGUCUUCAUUUUUAUAAUAUUUCCUUGAAUAUGCCUGACCAAAGUCUCCUGUUUGACAAUCGUUUCACAAUGCUCUGAUCAAUAUGUAUGUAAAACGCAUUCUCAAAAGUAGUUCUUGCACUGUGGCCUCUUCAUAAAUAAGUCCCAAAGAUGUUUUGAACAAUAUGUGUGUUUAAGUAUCGACAAACCUCUGCACAGAUGCACUGAUCUUCAAAUAAUUAUCACUAGCAGAUGCUUCAGUUAUUUGUUUGGUAUGGAUUGUAGUAUCUGUACAGUGGCUGGCUUACCUGAGGCAAAAGAGAGAUACUUGCUGUUUGGCUGUGAGUUCACGUAGGACCUUACUGUGUACGUACUUGUCUGCAUAAAACACACAAGUCAUUGUCAUCUACUUGUCACAGUGGUAUUUUCUUUGUUAAAAAUUAUAAGACCAUUGCAUUAUCCUAGUUUAUUGUAGUUCCAACGUGUUCUGAACCUUUUCUUCAUUAUAACAACAAGCUUAAAAUUGCUAGUAGUAUGACUUGGUAGCUAGCUACCAGGCUAAAUUUCCUGUUCCACCUUAAAUGAUACAGCAGCAGUGCCUAAAGCUUCUGCAUUUAAAGUGGAACUACAUAAUAGCCAGUUUCAGCUCCCUGUUACAAAUUAAUUUGGGUAAAUGAUACGAAAUAUAUGUUGCCUUAAAUUAAAGUAAAGUAAGCAACAAGAUUACUAAACUUUACUGUCUUUGCUGUAACAUUAGACUGGCGGGGUUGCCUACAGAGCACCGCUAUUAGUAAUCUAGUAUUCUAGCAGUGUUCUUUUUCUAUUUAUUUAUGUUUAGGUUCUUGAAUAAGAUUUUAACCACUUCCCCUUGUAACUCAGUUACUUUAGUCCUUUAGAAGGCUGCGUUUUAAAGAAUUGGCAACUGAAGUAUCCUUCUAAGUCUUCUGUUACCCACAUUUCUCUGUACACAUUUAGCGUUAAGGGUAACUAAAUUUAUUUUUAAUUUUCUGUGGACAAAAAAAGUAAAAGCCAGAGGCACAAAUUAGGAGGCUCUCUUUUCUCCCUCAAAAGAGGCGGAACCUUGCUCGUUGUAUUAGCCUCCCAAAAAGCAAUCUUUCUAAGACAGUGUCCUACUGAGGACCUGCUCUACGUGGACUGCAGCGUAGGCUUUGGAACGUAGCUACAGCUUUCAGCUUUUCUUCCAGCAUUUUGACGUGUCUGAGUGGGUUCACUGCCCACUACUGUUUUUAUUAUGUGUACUGCACCUUUUGUACACAGUGUAAAUUUUUGAGAACACCAACUUAGACCAAACGAGGAUACGUAUGCAGCAGCCAUCAUGCAACAAAAACAAAAAUGCAUACUUAACAGCAAUUAUAUCUCUAGCCCUAGGGGAGCCAAUUUAGGGACAAGUGUUUAGAAUUUAUUUUUCCCCCAAUUUUCUGCCUGAUAUCAUAACUGUCAGUUCCCAGCCACUAGCUAGGAUUCUCCUAUCACGCAAUGUUACCAGCGCCUGGAGGGUGAAGGCUAGCAUGUGCUUCCACAGAGUCGCCUUCAAUAAAACCAGCCCACUGCUUCUUUUAAAACUGCUGCUGAUGCAACAUUAUAGGACGGCUGAAUGUGCUUAAACUGCCAAUUUUGUUACAUCAGCUAACAGACGCCCACGCUGGCGAGUGUUUGUGCUUAAGUGGUGGUUGGGGGGGGGGACAGAUGGUCAGUGGUGCUGUCUUGUUGUUUUGGACAUGGACAGCUGUGGUAUCACUGGAGAUGAAACUUAUGAUAAAAACAUAUGAUCUUCUGGUGAUUGGGCAAUGCUUAAGGUGACCAAUGUUUCAGACUGAUAUUUGUUAAUGUAUUUAUUAAACUCAAGAAGAGCAGAAUGUUUAGGUUAUGCUGGACUACUGUGGAUAAAUAGCUGCAUUUUAUUCAUUUGUAUCAUUCUAUAUAUUUUUUUUUCUUUUGAGAGAAAUUUAACGGUUUGAAUAACAAAAAUCAUUGAUCUGAUUUGUAUACUUUGAAGGCCAGGCCAGGAACAUAUUGGAAACAAUUACUGUUGUUUACUCUAUCCAUUGUUUUAUUCUGUAUUACCUUGUAUAUUUAAGACUAAGCUCCAAAAUAACUGAUGGUUUUGGGUCCAAGGUUGGUUCAUUUUGUGUUUUACUUGCAAAUCUGAUUAUUUUACACAUUUCUCAGGUUGAAAUGUGGUUCAAAUAUCUUAUAAUUUUUUAACAAAAGAUUUAUAUUUAACAAAUAAAAUCAGAUGAAACAAUUUAGUUGAUUUUGUUGUUUUCAAAAACAGGCGUUCCUGUACAGAAAAUGCCUCCAUCUAUGCCAUUUUUUGGAUUCUUUAAUGUUAUGUGCUUUAUUACUGACAACAGUAACUGUUGUAAAAAUGUGUUUUAUUAUUAUUAUUAUUGCAUAUAUUGGUAUAUCUUAAUGAAAAAAAGCCUGUACAGUGCAUCUGGAUAACAAAGCCAUAUAAAAAAAAUGUCUGUCUGCUUUAUCCCUUGUAUCUGAUGAAAUAAUUGUCUUUUACGGGAGUUACCUUCUUAUAUGUCGGAGGUGUUGGAACUUUUCACUGAUAUUGUUGAACAUGUAUGUCUCAGUUUGCAGAAAAUAUUAAGAUCUUUUUUUUGUCUUUUUUAAAAUAUCACUGUAUUUGAUGAUUCUGUUCAUUUUAUACGCAAAUGGUUGUCAAGCCUGUAUUUAAGAAAUAAAAUAUGCAUUUGUUUUGGAA
Molecule: messenger RNA, 5760 nt
Organism: Astyanax mexicanus (Mexican tetra)
Lineage: Eukaryota; Metazoa; Chordata; Actinopteri; Characiformes; Acestrorhamphidae
Product: ETS-related transcription factor Elf-1
Exons: 8
Coding region: 522-2324 (600 amino acids)
Biological process (GO): cell differentiation; regulation of transcription by RNA polymerase II
Cellular component (GO): nucleus
Molecular function (GO): DNA-binding transcription factor activity, RNA polymerase II-specific; sequence-specific DNA binding
Source: RefSeq, a predicted model, not a curated record